AUGCCACGAAAGUCCAUCUCAACGUGUGAUCAUAAAUCUAUCUGCUUGUCCUCCUCUACUCAUGCUGCCGUAGCCAGUUUCAGAAGAUGGUUUCAGAAGACAAGGUCCACGGCAACGUCUCGCCGCAAUCAAAGCAGACAACCGAAGCUUCCCACGAGAAGACAAACUCUUCCUCGAAGAAGACCACAGAGUUUUCAAGAAUGGCUUGAUGAUAAGCACCGCAACCCGGUAACUGCAAAACAAAAAACCGUCUGUAUCGUUCCAUCUCCUCAAAUUGACCCAGAUGUUGACUUCAUGCGAAAAUGGACAACACCAAAACACCCAGACGACGAGCUUUCCCCAAAGCCCCCUAGUGCGAAGGACGUGCGGGAGUAUCUAACUACCUUCUAUCACGGUCUUCCAGUUAAGAUGAUGCCACCAUCUACCCUGCGGUUUAUUCCCUGGAAAGAACCCACAAAGAGACCACGGGAAAAGACAGGCCCGCAAUACCUAGGUGUGCAAUCUGGCGACGAGUGCGUGCGCAUUCGCUCGCGUACCUUGUCCGAUGGGACAUAUGCGGGCCAAGUCAAUUUAGACGAUCUUCUCGAUGUUGCCAUUAGCAUUUUACCGAACGAUGCAUAUGCCCUCUUGAUUCUUGUUGACUUCGACCUCUACGAGGACGAGGACGAGUUUGUAUGUGGCCGUGCAUACGGAGGAAGUCUCGUUGCAGUGGUAUCCAGCGCAAGAUAA
Molecule: messenger RNA, 729 nt
Organism: Penicillium verrucosum
Lineage: Eukaryota; Fungi; Ascomycota; Eurotiomycetes; Eurotiales; Aspergillaceae
Exons: 1
Coding region: 1-729 (242 amino acids)
Biological process (GO): proteolysis
Molecular function (GO): metallopeptidase activity
Source: RefSeq, a predicted model, not a curated record